AUGAGCUCGGCGGCGAAGCGCAUACAGAAAGAGCUCGCGGAGAUCUCGUUGGAGCCCCCGACGAACUGCAGCGCCGGACCCAAGGGCGACAACUUGUACGAGUGGGUUUCCUCGAUCAUGGGUCCCGCAGGCUCUCCCUACGCCGGCGGCGUUUUCUUCCUCGACAUUCACUUUCCUUCGGACUACCCCUUCAAGCCCCCAAAGGUUACGUUUCGCACUCGGAUCUACCACUGCAACGUGAACAGCAGCGGCCAGAUCUGCCUGGACAUCCUCAAGGACCAGUGGAGCCCCGCGCUGACCAUCUCCAAGGUUCUGCUCUCCAUCUGCUCACUCCUGACUGACGCGAACCCGCAUGAUCCUCUCGUGGGUAACAUCGCUCAGCAGUUCCUGAACGACCGCGCGGCGCACGACAAGACGGCCGUGGAGUGGACGCGCCGCUAUGCCCAAGGGUGA
Messenger RNA from Micromonas commoda, 453 nucleotides. RefSeq lists its product with no specific name. NCBI's taxonomy places the organism in Eukaryota, Viridiplantae, Chlorophyta, Mamiellophyceae, Mamiellales, Mamiellaceae. Gene Ontology annotation, cellular component: nucleus. The record is from RefSeq and is a predicted model, not a curated record. Bases 1 to 453 code for a protein of 150 amino acids. The transcript is spliced from 3 exons. Gene Ontology annotation, molecular function: ubiquitin conjugating enzyme activity. Gene Ontology annotation, biological process: protein polyubiquitination.